AUGAAGCUGGUCCUGCUAGUUUUAUUCUUAUCAUUUGUCUACGCCGAAGAACUCCCACUUUCAUGUAGUAAGCCAGUUUAUUGCAAGAGUAACUUACUUCACUAUGUUCAAAAAUCUAGAAUCUUCCCAGACUCCAAAACCUUCGUGGACCUUCGCUUAAAAAAAGAUCAAAAUACCACCGUCGCUGCUUUUGAUGAAUUACUCAAAGAAACCAAUAAUAGCCCAACCAAUGAGCAAAUUCAAGCGUUUCUAGACUCUUAUUUCGACUCGAUAAGUGAACUGGAAAAUUGGACACCACCAGAUUAUACCCCCGAACCUCCCUUCUUGGCUGUCAUUCGAGAUGAAGUAUUAAGGCAAUUCGGAAAAGAUAUAAACAAUAUAUGGCCUACAUUAGGAAGAAAAGUUAAAGCAGAUGUCUUUGAAAAUUCCGAUCAUUACAGUUUGAUUCCUGUAGAUAACGGUUUUAUUAUACCUGGAGGUCGUUUUAAGGAAUUGUAUUAUUGGGACACAUAUUGGAUUAUUGAAGGACUUCUUAUUAGUGGAAUGGACAGCACCGUUAAAGGAGUAUUAGGAAAUUUAAUACAAUUGUUGAAAAUGCUAGGCCAUAUUCCUAAUGGAAGUAGAUGGUAUUAUCAAGAACGUAGUCAACCACCGCUUUUGUCAGCUAUGGUAUCUAUGUACAUUCGAGAGACGAAAGAUAUAGAAUUUUUAAAACAAAAUAUAAAAUACCUUGAAGAGGAGGUAAAAUAUUGGUUAGAUAGCCAAGUAGUGACAUUUGAAGUAAAUAAAAAAACCUAUACGCUGCUUAGGUACUACGCACCAAGUGAAGGACCAAGACCUGAGUCCUACUACGAAGAUUAUAAGAGUGCUCAAAUAUUUGACACUCCGGAACGGCAGCAAGAAUUCUAUACCGACAUAAAAAGUGCAGCUGAGAGUGGCUGGGACUUUUCUUCUCGUUGGUUUAUUAAUAAAGAUGGUAAUAAUAAUGGCAAUUUAACUACAAUUCAUACUAGCAAAAUUAUACCCGUUGACCUUAAUUCUAUAUUUGCCAAUGCUCUUCAAAAUAUGGCUUAUUUUCAAACCUUAGUUGGGGAGCGACGAAAAGGCUCUCGUUGGGCCUAUCUUGCAAAUCAAUGGCGUAACUCUAUUAAAGAAGUACUGUGGAAUGACAAAGACGGAAUCUGGUACGACUGGGAUUUAGAAAACAAACAACACCGAAAAUACUUUUACCCUAGUAACGUUGCUCCAUUAUGGAUGGGCGUGGUCGAUAAAUUAUUUGUUAAAGUUAAAGCCCCCAAAAUUUUCAAAUGGCUGAGUACAUCGCACGGGUUAGAUUAUCCUGGAGGUGUUCCUACUUCUUUAAAAAGAAGUGGUGAACAAUGGGACUUCCCUAAUGCAUGGCCACCACUAGUUAGUAUUACAGUGAAUGCUUUAGAGGCUUUAGAAACUGAGGAAUCGAUAAAAAUGGGUUUCAAAAUUGCUCAAAAUUGGGUUCGAUCGUGCCGUACUGGGUUUGUAGCUAAUAAACAAAUGUUCGAAAAAUAUGACGCUGAAGUGCCCGGAAGGGUGGGCGGUGGGGGCGAGUAUACUGUGCAGGCAGGCUUUGGCUGGUCCAAUGGUGUGAUAUUAGAGUUCCUUGCGAAGUAUGGCAGGAGAAUGACUGCAUACGAUAAUGCUUAUUAUUCAGAUACCCCUCGAAAAGUCGAUGAUCUGAAAGAUUCUGUAAAAGAACUUGCGCCAACAGAAAGUAAU
Messenger RNA from Brenthis ino (lesser marbled fritillary), 1752 nucleotides. The record is from the annotation of a GenBank genome assembly. NCBI's taxonomy places the organism in Eukaryota, Metazoa, Arthropoda, Insecta, Lepidoptera, Nymphalidae.